Filobasidium floriforme is the source of this 2034-nucleotide messenger RNA. RefSeq names its product inositol/phosphatidylinositol phosphatase. Lineage: Eukaryota; Fungi; Basidiomycota; Tremellomycetes; Filobasidiales; Filobasidiaceae. Bases 1 to 2034 code for a protein of 677 amino acids. Gene Ontology annotation, molecular function: phosphatidylinositol-4-phosphate phosphatase activity. Gene Ontology annotation, cellular component: endoplasmic reticulum. The record is from RefSeq and is a predicted model, not a curated record. Gene Ontology annotation, biological process: phosphatidylinositol dephosphorylation. The transcript is spliced from 12 exons.
AUGGAGAGCUCCAGCUUGCACGAGGCUUUGAACGUCUACAUCUCGGACGAUGCGUACGUUUUCGAGCCGAAUGCUCUUUCUGCGGGUGGACUAUACCCCGGUGAAAAAGAUCACCGAGAGACCAUGAGCAUCAACCGCAGGACCGGAGAGAUAACCCUGAACGCUCCCAAUAUUGGUGCCCCUAUCGGCCGAGAGAAAGUCAUCACUUGUUUUGGUAUUGUCGGGAUUGUGACUCUUGCGACGACCGACUUCAUCAUCGUCAUCACCUCUCGAACGCCUUCUUGUCGACUGCUUUCUCACCCCAUCUAUUUGGCAAAUGACUUCCGUUUGCUGCCUCUUUCGAAUCUCAGCUCUUCUCAAGCUAUCCUCGAUAACCCUGUCGAGCGGGAACUGGUUUCGCUCGUUGAGCAAGGUCUUCGCGCGGGAAGGUUAUGGUUCUCGUACGGAUGGGACCUCACCAACAGUCUGCAGCGGCAGCAAGAUAUCAUCGAAGCCGGACGAAGCGGCGAGCCCAUGUGGAAGAAGGCGGAUGACAGGUUCUUUUGGAACAAGCACUUGAUGGCAAAGUUGAUUGAAACGACGGAGCUGGGAGGAAAACAGAACGACUUGAGCCGGUUCAUCUUGCCAAUGAUGUUUGGUUCGGUAGAACUCCGGUCGUCAACCAUCAAUAACCACGACAUCCUCUUCUCUCUCAUCGCCCGACGAUCUCGAUACCGCGCAGGUACUCGAUACUUCACGCGAGGUAUCGAUACGACCGGACAUGUAGCCAAUUACAACGAGACCGAACAGAUGGUCUUGACCGACCCCAUCAAUGUCGAUCCCCGAACUGGGUUUGCUAUGGGAGGGAACGGGCGAGUAGAAGGAAAGGAGAGGAACAGUUUCGUUCAGAUUCGAGGGAGUAUCCCCUUGUUCUGGGCCGAAGUCAACAACCUCAGGUACAAGCCUGAUAUGCAGAUCGAAGCGUUGAAGCUCCACGUUGAAGAACAGGUCCGGAUAUAUGGGGACACCUACUUUGUCAACCUUGUCAAUAACAAGGGGCACGAGCUUCCCGUUAAAGAUGCGAUGGAAAAGGCUCUCAAGGCUUGCGGAGAACCGAAGGCGCAUUAUGUCUACUUUGACUUCCACCACGAAUGCCGUGGAUUGCGCUUCCAUCGUAUCCAAUUGCUGGUGGACGAAUUGCACCAAGACUUGGCACAGAUGGGCUAUUUCCACAUCAAUCUCGGUGGAGACGCUUUGACGGCCAAACCUACUCAUCGACAGACCGGAGUCAUCAGGUCAAACUGUAUGGAUUGCUUGGACAGGACCAACGUGACUCAAGCCGCUCUUGCCAAGGACGCCUUGCAGAGGCAACUGCAAAGUAUCGGCGUACUGGCGCACAAGGAGACCAUCGAUGACCAUUCCGAGUUCAUUCACGUGUUCCGUAACGUGUGGGCUGAUCAUGCCGAUACAAUCUCGAAAGCCUACAGCGGGACUGGGGCACUUAAGACGGACUUUACCAGGACUGGUCAGCGAACCAAGCAGGGAGCUGCCCAGGAUGGUGUCAACAGUGUGAUGCGAUACGUCAAGAACAACUUCUUCGACGGUAGUCGACAGGAUGCCUAUGAUGUCUUGACUGGUGCAUGGGUUGCGAGGAGAGGAGCCAUUCCUCCGCUCUCAGAUACGCGGCCUUUCUUGACCAGAAUGAUGCCUUAUGUUCUUGGUUUCGCAAUGUUCAUGAUUGCCUGCGGAAUCGUCUUGCCCAAGGCUACUGAGUUUGCCUUGACAUCGUAUAUUUUCUUCUGGGUACUCCUCGCGGGCGCCGCCGCUUCUUACAUCUGGGCUCACGGCACUUCGUACGUCAAUUGGCCCCGUCUUAACGCACCUUACGAAAUCCUCUCGUACAAGGGCCCCGGUUUCCGAACCCCGAGUCGAGGUCGAGGCAUCGCGAUGGCUUGGAACCGCAAGGUCCGACAGGAGGCUGGAGCGUCUGGGACGAGAAAACCUAGACCCGAGGAGAUCGAAUUGGGCAGGAAGAAGGGGAGUCUGAUCGAUUAA